This is a messenger RNA of Diorhabda carinulata, 4405 nucleotides long. It is a transcript of the gene Galphas, whose product is annotated as guanine nucleotide-binding protein G(s) subunit alpha. The coding region runs from base 2281 to 3549 and encodes 422 amino acids. NCBI's taxonomy places the organism in Eukaryota, Metazoa, Arthropoda, Insecta, Coleoptera, Chrysomelidae. Gene Ontology annotation, cellular component: heterotrimeric G-protein complex. The record is from RefSeq and is a predicted model, not a curated record. Gene Ontology annotation, biological process: adenylate cyclase-activating dopamine receptor signaling pathway; sensory perception of chemical stimulus. Gene Ontology annotation, molecular function: GTP binding; G protein-coupled receptor binding; G-protein beta/gamma-subunit complex binding. The transcript has 7 exons.
AGUUUGAUAAAACGUUGUUUAAAGUAUCACAGUGUUUAAUACCAACGAAUAACAGGCGAAAAAGUAAUGUAAAUACAGAAAAAAAUGGCAAUAGGCAGAGGAAAAACCACGAGAAACGGUAAAAUCCAGUCAAAAUGUUAAAUUUAAUUUAAAAGUUUAGUUUUCAUUAUGUAUUUCAAAAUGUUUCGUUUGGAUUAUGUCAAUAUUACCACAAAUUUUCAUAUUCUUAUUAAAAAUUAUCAUCAUUUUCAAAUCAAGACUAUUUAUCAGUAAAAACAUAGAAAAAUUUAUGAGAUUGUUUCUAAAUCUAAUAAGUUAUUUAUACGGUUCUUUAACUUUAAAUUUAACUUACUAGUUUUCAUACGAUAAAUUUAUUUAAUUUCAUCAAAAUUAUUAUUUUUUUACCUGAUUAUGAUAGUUAAUUGUCUUUUUAUGUUAUUAUUUCCACUUUAACAUCACUAUCUGCACUUAACCUAUUUUUUUUUAUUGUAACUUAUUAUAACUAUCGAGCUAUGGUCUACGGCCUUACAUAAAGGUCUGUAAACGAGGGUAGCGAGGUUGGUACUUUUUACAGGUGCUAAAUUAUCUCAAGAUGAUGUCAUAUUGUGUUAACCUAAUAAUAAUCGUUUUUAUUUCUAAAAGUAAUGAAUUAUUUUAAAUAAAAUAAUACCAGGAAUAAUGGCUUUCCAUUUUGCUUGACGGCACUUUUCUGUCAUAUAUGAAAAACCCAAUCACGUCCGUUUGCGUUUGUCACGUGAUUUUGACGUUUGACGUUAGAACGUGAUGUUUUUGUUGAUUCUCUUUCUGUCUGUUUGUUUACAGUGGUCUUUUGGUGACGGUAUUUUGCCUUUAUUUGUUUUUUUUGUUUCGUUACUUUCCAGUAUAUCGUCCAUAAAUACUGGAUUACAAACAAAAACAAAAAGCAGUACACACGUAAAAAAAAUAACAAAAUUUUCACGAACGGUAACGGCAAACGGGAAGUAAAGUUUAUGAAACACGUGACUUUGACAGAUCGGCCAUUAUCUGACCUUCAACGGUGAUGUACCUCGAGAUAUCAGAUGGAAAACUAACAACGGUAGUAUUUUGAAGUAUUUAUAUGAAUUUUAUGUUGUACUGUUACUUUUUUUUUAAUAAAAUAAUUCACCGUAUUUUUUAUUACACCUGAAAACUCCUUAAUUGAUUAGUAUCUACACUGGGAAAAAGAUUUACAUAUGAUAUCUUCGAAUGAAAUCAUUCUUAUAAGGUUUUUUCAAACAAUCAAGUUACGGUAAGUGUGUAUAUAACAAAAAUAAGUAUAAUUUUUAGAAAUUCUUUAAAAAAGUAAGAAAUUCAGAUUAAUUUUGCUAAUAAGUUUUCAAAAAAUUAGUUUAUUCAUGAUUUAAGUGUAGAAACACUAGUACGUUAAUUUUUAUCUCCUAUCUUUUUUAAGUUAGUAUUGAUUUUAAUACUUUGUAAAUCAAUUUUUGUUUAAAUAAACUAGAUUCAUCCAUUUUUCGUAAUAGCUCAACUUUUUUCUCUUUUAGUAUUAUUUUUAUCAAAAUAAGAAUAAUUUUAUUCCAAAUUUGUUAAUAUAUAUGCGUAAUUUUAUAUUCUUUAAUAAAUUUCUUGAUAUAAUAAAUUUCGUCGUAACCCCUGUAUAUAAUGAAAGGUUUUCGGGCACGUUCUACGCAUACUCAUUUAGAUGACAGCGCCAGUGGCGCCCCGUUUGGUAAUACCGAACGAUGUUAAUUGUGUACUUCCGAAGUUAAUCGUAAAAUAUUGAAAAAAAAACAAUGUUAAAUGAUGCAAUUGUGAAAUAAAACAAUCAAUGUGGUUAUUGGAACGAUCCUUUUUAUUCAACAGUAUAAUUAUAUAAGUGUGCAGUGCAAUUUCAGCAAAAGUCGAUUUAGUGACAGGGUGUAUCGAGUAGUUUAUGGGUAGACCGAUAGAGGAUUCGCGAUUGAACUCUAUAAAAUAUUAGCCAGAUUCUAUUUUUAAAAUAUGCCUGUGUAGAUUUGUGUUGUAUUCUACUAAUAUAUACCUGUCUCGGUAAAGUGGGCUAUUUUUGAAAAUAUUUAUGUAAAAAUAACUAGUGUCCAUGGGAUUGUAAAAAUACUCUAGGGAGCCAUUUUUUUACUCUACAUAUUUAAUUUUUUCUUUGCUCGGAAAAUAAGUGAAUUCGGUUAUUUGUUCAAGUGAUUUUUCGAACAUUUAUGGUGAAAGCAUGCGAAAAUAUGUUGCCUCGUAAUGGGAAAUGUCUCCUGAGAAUGUAAUGGUUUCCCAUCAAAGCUAUGGAAGUAUAUGAUUUGUAUUUGCAACUCCUGUUAUAAGUUUUUCGGUAGGGUGAGAGCCACGGUGGCGUCAGGCCCAGAGUGUGGCCCGGUGGCCGCCGAUAAGGGGGCCGAUUGCUGGUGGUCCCCCCUGGCGGCCAUGGGCUGCUUCGGGAAUAGGGACGCCGCCCAGGCGUCCGAAGAUAUCCGUUCUCAAAAACGUAUCAGUGACCAAAUAAAUAGGCAGCUAGCUAAAGAAAAACAAGUUUAUCGUGCUACACAUAGAUUACUACUAUUGGGAGCCGGAGAAUCGGGAAAAUCGACCAUAGUUAAACAGAUGCGUAUAUUGCACGUCAAUGGUUUCAGUGAAAAAGAGAAAAAACAGAAGAUCGAGGACAUCAAGAAGAAUAUUCGAGAUGCUAUCAUCACAAUUUCGGGGGCGAUGUCGACCCUCAGUCCGCCCGUAGCUCUAGAAAAGCCGGAAAAUCAAGCGAGAGUAGAUUGGAUACAGGAUUGUGCCACUGGUCCGGAUUUCGAUUAUCCACCGGAAUUUUACGAUCACACCGAGGCAUUAUGGAAGGACAGAGGCAUACAAGCCACUUACGAUCGAAGUAAUGAAUAUCAAUUAAUAGACUGUGCUAAAUAUUUUCUCGAUCAAGUGAGCGUUAUCAGAAGGCCAGAUUAUACGCCUACGGAACAGGAUAUACUCCGCUGUCGUGUCCUGACCAGCGGUAUAUUCGAAACCCUCUUCCAAGUCGAUAAGGUCAAUUUUCAUAUGUUCGACGUCGGCGGUCAACGAGAUGAACGCCGCAAAUGGAUCCAGUGCUUCAAUGACGUGACUGCCAUAAUAUUCGUGACGGCUUGUAGUUCAUACAAUAUGGUAUUGCGGGAAGAUCCUACUCAGAAUAGGCUCAGAGAAAGUCUCGAUUUGUUCAAAUCGAUAUGGAACAACAGAUGGUUGAGAACCAUAUCCGUUAUCCUUUUCCUCAACAAACAGGAUCUCUUAGCCGAAAAAAUAUUGGCGGGGAAGAGUAAAUUGGAGGAAUAUUUUUCUGAAUUUACGAGGUAUACGACUCCAGUGGAAGUCGCUAAUGAUUCCAACGAACAUCCUGAAGUGUUUCGAGCGAAAUAUUUCAUUAGAGAUGAAUUUCUGCGCAUAAGUACCGCUUCGGGUGAGGGUAAACAUUAUUGUUAUCCGCAUUUCACGUGCGCCGUCGACACUGAAAAUAUCAAAAGAGUGUUCAACGAUUGCCGAGACAUCAUCCAACGUAUGCAUCUUCGUCAAUACGAACUAUUAUAACCGCCCAAAUUUAUUUUGCGCCCCCCAACUCUAUUUACCUACUACCCCACCACUACUAUCCCCCCCUUCGAUACGUCAACACACAAACACACUCCUUCCGAUUUUUUUUUCUUCUUCUUCUCUUUUGCGACGUUUUUGUGAUCGUUUCAUUUUUUUUUUUUUUUUCAUUUUCUUUUUAUUUUUCAUUUUUUUUCUAUAGGAAGUAGAAAAGUAUCGUUGCCAAAAUAUAACAACAAAAAUUGUAAGCAUUUAGAGUAUUGUGUUUUUAAUAUGUGAUAUAUGACAGUUUCAGACCGUAAUUCGAUAAAAGCAAAAAAUAUUUUGUAUUUUAUCCCAAAAACAAAAAAAAACUAAAAAAAAAAAAAAUUAGUAUAAACGCACAGAUUUUUAUUAUUUAUCAAACUAUUUACUUUACGGUGUACCGUAAAGUCAUUUUUAUCCCCUUUUGCUCAUUUUUCAGUUAUUUCAGGUGUUUUUUCAGUAUUUUUCACUCGUUUUUACGGGAUUUUGUUGUUUUUUUUUAUUACCAGAAAUUUUAUUACACCGACUGCCAAUCACGAAAAAAAUUUUUUUUUAAACUACAAAUCUUUGAUUUUCCUUGGUUUUUAUUUAUAAUUAUUCAUUUUUGUACGAUUAAAUCAAAUUAAGAAAAUCGAAAUAGCGUAUUUCGAAAAUAACUUUUUUUUUCGAAAUAAUUCUGAUUAAACCAAAAAAAAUGAAUUUCGAAUUUUUUUUUAUUUAAUCAUAAAAUUUUUUAUAUUUUUGAUAUUUUUAAAUCGAAAUAUAAAUAUGAAAAUAAUAUUUUUCGAAAAUAACAAUAUUUUUGGAAAUUAUUAUAAUUAAAAAAAAAAGAAAA